AUGGCUGCCCCAUCUCUAUUUUCCUCUUCUCGCGCUGCUGCCAAUCUCGCGUGGCUUGCCCCAGAGAUUCAGCCCAUGCCCAUGCCUCUGGACACUUCCAGGCCCAUCGACAACAUGGUGACUACCAACUCCACGACUCACAACUCUCACCGCCCUGCCACUCCGGCAGACAAGCGCCCCGUCCACCCUGCUUCGGUCAUCACCCCUCCUUGCUCUCCGCCCACCCCGACCCACCAGCGGAAGCUGGUGACCGUCCGGCGGGUGCAGAAGGUCGACAUGGAAAGCCACAAAAUUCACGACAAAGUGGUUAUCGACGGCUGGACCGUUGCCGCCGCACGCCACUCCGUCCGCCAGGGUCAGCUUGCCAUUUUCAUCGAGCCCGAUGCUCUCCUGCCUGCCGUGGAUGAGCACUACUGGCAGUUCUCGCAGGCCGGGAACCGCACUUGGAUCAAAGGCAAGGAGUAUUUCCGCGUUGCCACAAAGUGUCUUGGUUCACCGAAGGAUCCGAGGUCGCAGUGGGUUUCGCAGGGACUUGUCCUCAAGCUGGAGGACUUCCCGGAGAUCAACGCUGAUGUGAUCCGGAAGGGUAGGCUGGCGAUGUUUGAGAGAGAGCAGACUUCUCAACAAUUAGUCGACUACUCGGACAUGCUGGGCGUCACGAAGUGGGAGCCUCAUGGCACCGCCGGUCCCAACGGAAAUGGGACUGUUCUCGUCAAGAUUCCGUCUUUCAUCCAAAGAACCGACACUGAACGUGUCCAAAACUGCCUCAACCUUUUCACCAAGGAAAAGUACAAGCAUAUCAUCUACCAGGAAACCAUCAAGCUCGACGGCAGCAGCAUGAGCGUCUACUUCAUUCCCAAGACGUCCAAGUACUUUGGCAGCCUUCAUCGACCUCAUCCUGGAUCAGAGGCCCAGACUGUUCUCAGCUCGGGUCGCUUUGGUGUCUGCAGCAAGACCAUCGACUUGCCCUACUCCAAGGACUGCCCGUACUGGAAGGCAGCACUGGCAAACAACUUGCCAGCCAUUCUCGAGGGCCUACACCAGAAGAAGAAAAAUGGCACCAUCGCCAUCCAGGGCGAACUCGUUGGCCCUAGAAUCAAUGGCAACCAUCACAACCUGCCGGAGAACUCCGAUCCGGAGUUUCACGUCUUUUCGAUCUGGGACAUCCAGAACCUGAAACGCUGGGACCCCCGCGUUGUCAAGAAUUUCUCCGAUGCUCACAACCUCAAGCACGUCAAGGUGAUGGGAUACCACAAACUCCAUGACAUUGCCGAGAGUCACGAGGACCUGAUCUCCUUGGCGGAGGUGAGGGGGGGUGAGGGCCUCGUGUUCAAGAGCUGCGUUGAUGGUCGCUGGUUCAAGGUCUUGUCACCGCAGUGGAUCGUUGAACAGGGUGAUGAGAAGGAUGCUCUGAAGGCGAACAAGUCGAAGACUGGAGGAGAGAAGAAUAACAUUUCGACCGGCAAGAAGAAUGAUGCCUCGAGCGGAAACAACGUCAAGACAACUGAUAUCCACGCUACCAGCUCGGGUCAAGUCAGGGAAGUGAAGGCCGAGACAAAGGGUUUUGGGCAGCAGCAAGCCAACGAUUAUGACAGCCGCGGCAAGGACAGACCCAACCAUACAGAGGUUGAGUUGCGCGAAGCCGAGAUUCAGGAGGAAAAGAUGAUGAUGAUCGAGAAUUGGUUGGACAAUGCUGCGCCUGACGAUGCGAAGAUGAAGGCCGAGGAGGCUUUGGUUACCGAUCACAUGAAACCCGAGGACACUGGCGAAGGAAUGGCAGAGAAAGCUUUGAUUACCAAUGAACCCGAGAACACGAGUGAAGGAAUGGCGGAGGAAGCUCUGGUUACCAAUGAACCCGAGGACGUUGGCGAAGGAACAGGGGAGGAAGCUCUGGUUGCCGACAAAGCCGAGGACACUGGCAAAGAAACUUCCGAGUGCGUAUCUAUCCAAGACGUUGGAGAGAAGUCUGCCGAGAAGAAAGCUGGUAAUCUCUCAGACACCCUUCCUCCAAAGGAGUUCGACAACGUGCAAGAUUUUUUGGAUGCCGCUGUUACUUGGCUCGGGCAACCGAUGAGCCACAGAGAAGCUAUCGAAGAGAUCGGUCGCAUCAUCUUGACCGAAAUGGCGAUCAACAAAGAGAACAUCCAAGCGUCCAUGAAAGACUUGGCCGAGGUUGUACGGGAUGAGCUGAAGUUUGUCACACCCGACGAGAGUGUCGCUCCAACCGUUCCCGACACUCCCAAGAGUCCUACCAGCCCGGACACUCCCACUACUCUCGAUGCUCCGACUACUCCCCACGAAACCAACCCGGCAAUGGAGCCGGUGAUCGUUCCGGAGCUCGUGACAGGACCGGUGCAGCAAGAUCUUAUGGGCAACCCUACUCCCCCCGCCUCCGAACAUACCGACGAGCAGAACGUGUUGGCCGGCGUCAACUGGGAUGAUUACAAGGUCAUCAAGCGGGGAGGCCAGCUGGUGUGCAUCAGACGGGAGGACUAUGUGCCCAGAAGCCCGCCCUCGUUGUAUCCGUCGGCUGAGGAGAUGGCACGUCGCAGAGAAAAACGUCGCCGUUCUCGUCGUUAG
This is a messenger RNA of Neurospora tetrasperma FGSC 2508, 2580 nucleotides long. RefSeq lists its product as uncharacterized. The transcript has a single exon. The record is from RefSeq and is a predicted model, not a curated record. NCBI's taxonomy places the organism in Eukaryota, Fungi, Ascomycota, Sordariomycetes, Sordariales, Sordariaceae. The coding region runs from base 1 to 2580 and encodes 859 amino acids.